Molecule: messenger RNA, 2208 nt
Organism: Eucalyptus grandis
Lineage: Eukaryota; Viridiplantae; Streptophyta; Magnoliopsida; Myrtales; Myrtaceae
Exons: 5
Coding region: 1-2208 (735 amino acids)
Molecular function (GO): zinc ion binding
Source: RefSeq, a predicted model, not a curated record
AUGGCUAGGGGAAAAAUUAGAACUUUUAAGGGAGAGAAUGCAUAUGGUGUUGCUAGGUUGGUAGAGAUACCUAGUGAAAUAAAUGUAGAAGUAGAACAAAAAAGGAGGAGGAAAAAGGCUAUAGCAGUCCAUUGUGAAGAUAACGUUGAGCUUGAGACUGAAGGUUUUGACUCAAGUGACUCUAAUUGGAGCUUUGUCACAAGUGAUGAGGAAGAACUAGAGGUAGAAGAGGCUGUUAGAAGGAAGAGCACACGUGUGCAAUAUGAUGAAACCACAGAAAUUCCUCACUUUGCACUAAAUAUGGUGUUUGAUGGCCCUAAGCAAUUUAAGGAAGCUAUCAAUAAAUAUGCAUCUACCAGAAGAGUUAAUAUUGAUUUGAUCAAGAAUGACAAGGUGCGCGUAAGGGCAAAAUGUAAGGCUAAAAAUUGUGAUUGGUUAAUUUAUGCGGCUAGAGAUAACAAGACCGGCUUGUUUCUAGUGAAAAAUUUCAGGGAUGAACACACGUGCUCUUGGUCUUUCCAAGUGAGGAGGUUCACAUCUACAUACAUGGCCAAGCAUUAUCUAAGUUUGUGGAGAGCAGCUCCUUCAAUGAAAUUGCAGGAGUUCAAGAGAAUUGUACGAGAGCAAAUGAGCUUAGAUGUUACUAUCAGCCAAUGUAGAAGGACUAAGGAAAAGGUAAUCGCAAGACUAAAUGGGACGUAUUCCUAUGAGUUCAGCAGGUUGUGGAAUUAUUGUGAAGAAAUUCUUCAUAGAAAUCCCCGAAAUACCGUGAAGGUAAAGUUUCUAAGAGAAUCCCCAAAUUCAAGACCCAUCUUCCAACGAAUUUAUGUUUGCUUUGAUGCCGUAAGAAAUGGAUUCCUUAAAGGUUGCAGACCUUUGAUAGGGUUGGAUGGAUGUUUCUUAAAAGGAAUGUUAAAGGGCGAGUUAUUGACUGCCGUUGGGAGGGAUGCAAAUAAUCAAAUGUACCCUAUCGCAUGGGCUAUUGUGGAGGUCGAGAAUAAGGAUUCAUGGGGCUGGUUUGUAGAGGCCUUGAAGUAUGACCUUGGCACAAAUGACGGUGUGGGAUACACAGUGAUCUCAGAUCAACAGAAGGGGCUUGUGCAAGUACUCGAGGAGGAGAUGUCAUUGGCUGAGCACCGACGAUGUGCAAGACAUAUCUAUGCGAAUUGGCGUAAGAAGAAUGGGGGUAACAAUUGUCGCAAGCAAUUCUGGAUGUGUGCAAAGUCAACUACAAUUCCUCAAUUUGAAAAGCAUCUUGAAGAAUUGGGUAAGAUGAGUAAGACGGGAAAAGCUGACUUGAUGAGGAUUGCUCCAAAAUAUUGGUGCAAGGCUUUCUUUGAAACUAUAUGCAAGUCAGAUAUUGUGGAUAAUAACUUGUCAGAAGCAUUUAAUGGAUCGAUAUUGGAAGCUAGACACAUGUCUAUCAUAUCCAUGCUUGAGGAUAUUAGAGAAAAGAUUAUCACAAGAAUGCAUGAGAAAAGAGGUGCAUGUCAAAGAUGGAAAAGAGACAUUGCACCUAGGAUAUUAGAAAAAAUAGAAGGCAAUAAAAAGGAAAGUGCCUUUUGUCAUGUGCUUUGGAAUGGAGAAGAUGGAUUUGAAGUGCGCCAUAAGAAUGACAAAUUUGUAGUGGACAUAAGAAACAACUCAUGUUCUUGCAGGGCGUGGGACUUGAGUGGCAUUCCAUGCCCUCAUGCAAUUUGUGUCAUUCUAUUCAAAGGGGAGGAGAUAGAAACUUUUGUCGCUCACUGGUACAAGAAGGAUAGAUAUUUAAAGACAUAUAGUCACUACUUGGAAGCAAUGAAUGGUGAUAACCUUUGGCCUUCUAGUGAUAAAGAACCUUUAGUGGCACCAAUGCCUCGAGUUAUGCCUGGUAGGCCUAAACGGAAAAGGAUAAGAGAGGAAGGAGAAUCUAGAAAUGGGUUCAAAGAUGAAGAAAUACUGGGACAAAGAGAAGCCAACUCACUUGUUACAAAGAUGCAUCAUAACAAUGCCACCACUCGAGAGCCUGAACUGGAAGGUAGUCAAUCCAUUCCUAUACUAAGAAAUACUGACCAUGAUGUGGUCAAUGUGAAGAAGGUGGAGAGCACAUCGCACAAAUUUAUCACUAUAACAGGACUAGAGCGGCAAAAGGCAAACAUCAUGAAAGUCCAGCAGCAAAAGGCAAACAUCAUGAAAAAGAAGCAAGAAGAAAGGAAACAAGCUGAGUAG